CUUCCUCUUCUACGUGUUUUCAUAAACAAACCACAUUUUUCUCCCACCGGGUCCGCAACCGCUCUCUGCCUGUCAGCCUGCCAGCAUUGUCGGAUUCCAGCUCCCGUUUCAACCGAGGCCGUGGAGGAACUUGGAGAGCUGGUUCAAAAAAAUAAACAAACAAACGCGGGUAAACGGGCUCCGCUGCAACAAACCGGAGGGCUGCGUGUGUUUUUGGUUUUUUUUGUUCGGACUGUCUGCGCGUGGUGGUCCGUUACACCGAACUGACCUGCGGCGUCUCACCCCCUUUUAUCGAGUGUUUUUCGGCUGCCAGCCACAUCCAUCCUGCCGUGCAGACCGUGAGCAGCUUUGGUAUUAUCAGCCUCCUCAGACAUGGUGAAGCUGACGAAGGCCAAGACGUUCCAGGCCUACCUGGACUCCUGCCACCGUCGGUACAGCUGUGUGCACUGCCGUGCCCAUCUGGCCAACCAUGACGAUCUGAUCUCCAAGUCUUUCCAAGGCAGCCAGGGCCGAGCCUACCUCUUCAACUCUGUGGUGAACGUUGGCUGUGGACCUGCAGAGGAGAGGCUGCUGCUCACAGGACUUCACGCGGUGGCCGACAUCUACUGUGAAAACUGCCACACCACACUGGGCUGGAAAUAUGAACAAGCCUUUGAACUGAGUCAGAAGUACAAGGAGGGGAAGUACAUCAUCGAGCUGUCCCACAUGAUAAAGGACAAUGGUUGGGACUGAGAGGGAAAUCUUCGUCUUUCUUCAUGACUUUUUCAAAAGUUGCAUCCCCUCAACUUAAAAGGGUUCCAGUGUAGCUUUCUUCAUCCCGCGUUCGAGCCAUCGCUGUGCCACACUUUAUCACUUCAUAAAGCUUCGCCAAGAAUAGCAUGUGAUGCCUUAUCUUUAUGUGUUCUUCAUGUUUUUCCAGCGAGCACAACAACACAUUUGCUGAUAUUGCUAUCCCAAUUGCUAGUUGUGCCGGGACAUGGACUGAAUGAGUGCAGGGUUUGUGUGUGGAAACCUGGGAGAUGUAGUCGCACAGGCACCAGUGCGUGUUGGAUUUUUCAAGUGUAUUAGUGAUCAAACCUUUGUCAGUGACCACAGAACAGCCUCGCCAUGUGACAGCGAGGCCAGCGCAAGUCAAAUAAUUUGAUCGUCUUACACAUUGGAUGCAGAUAUGUGGGUUUUCCCUUCGAGUUUAGAUUUAUCCGGCCCAAACUAAGUAUUUAGGCUUGUUUAACCCAUAGAUCAUUUUUUUGAGUGAUGUGAGGGUAUGGGGAUGUUUAUUGCAUUGUGAGGGCUUGGGUUUUUUUUGUUGUUUUGUUUUUAAAUCUGUGAAAUUCAUGUUUUUAUGAUAAGAUCAGUAACAUUUGUUUAUAUUUUGCCAAAGGCAAUCAGGAUGUGGAAUUAGUAAUGCAAAAAUCACACCUGCAACACUUCUUAAAUCUGAAGUAUGAGUGUCUUCUGCAUGCAGGUAAACCUGUCUGGGUGAAUGUGUGUGUGAGAGAGAGAGAGAGAGAGCAAGAGAGUGUGUGUGUGGUGUGUAUGUGAGAGAGAGAGUGUGUAUGUGCAUGCAGUGUUUGCUGAGAUGUCUUAAGCUGGACAGUGUUGAGAAGCAUUAGUCUGGAGUUGGUUCACGUCUAGAGUUUCCACUGCACAGUUGGGAUGUUUUCACCUCUACUUAAUGCUGAUGAGAUCUAUCCUUUCUAUGUGUAUUUCCCUAACACCGAGCUGUUCUCACAGAUACAUUUGCUAGUUCCUGUUAGAGCCAAGCGUGAUCAGGGUAAUGUAGCAUAUUUAUGGUGAUUUUUUAAUGUCCGCUUCUUUCAUUAAAGUGUUUUUAUUUUAACCUGAUCUUUCAUUAAAAUAGUGUGCCAGUAA
Amphiprion ocellaris (clown anemonefish) is the source of this 1872-nucleotide messenger RNA. RefSeq names its product yippee-like 3 (gene ypel3). NCBI's taxonomy places the organism in Eukaryota, Metazoa, Chordata, Actinopteri, Pomacentridae. Bases 373 to 732 code for a protein of 119 amino acids. The transcript has 5 exons. The record is from RefSeq and is a predicted model, not a curated record.